AUGGCAGCUGAUCCCCUCCUCCAGGAGUUUGUGUAUGAAACAACUUGUCCCCUUUGCCUGGAGCCCUUCAAAGUCCCUGUGAUGGUGGACUGUGGGGACAAUUUCUGCCAAGACUGCCUGAUCCAGUUCUGGGAAGAGACGAGCGCAGACUCAUCCUGCCCUCAGUGUAGAGCGGCGGUCCGGUAUAGGAGCUUCAUGCCAAACUGGAAGCUGGCAAAGUUUGUUGAGCUGGUCAAGCGACUUCAGGAGGACAAAUACAGGAAAGACGAGAGCAGAGAGUGUGCAGUACAGCAGGAGCCCCUGAAGGUCGUCUGCGAGGAGGGUCAAGCCCUGAUCUAUGUGUCAUCUGACAAGUCCAAAGAGCACCAAGACCACAGUUCGGUUCCUACGGAAGAGGCUUCCCAAGAAACCAAGAAACAACGCCUCUGGCUAGAUCAGCUGGAAAAGCUGAAGGAAGAGGCAAAGCACGGGCUGGAAGAAGACUUUGCCAAAAUGUCUGUCAAGAUCGCUCUGCUCAGUGAGCUGACCACGGAGAUAGAGGAGACGUGCCAACAGUCAACAAGUAAAUUCCUGCAGGACAGCAGAAGUGCCUGGAGUAGUUACGGGAAACCUUUAGGAAAGAAAGAACUGGAUCCUUCUCUCACUGUGGAAGAUAUGCAUGGUGUUGUGUCUCAGAAAGGUUCUCUUUACCGAAAGGCUGUUGAGGACUAUAAAGGUACUGUGGAAGAAGCAGAGUCUCUAGAGCAAGCUUGGAGUCUGCGAAGGUUGGAACACGCACUAGAAACAGCGGAUUCCCAGAUGCAGUCCAUGAAUAAAGUGGAUGUGAUUCUGGAUGUGUACACGGCACAUCCCCAUCUUGUGGUGUCGAUGGACAUGAAGGAUGUGAAGCUAACGUCGAAAAAGAAGAGUGAAUGGUGGAGGAAGAAGAUGCUGGUUAACCCCUCGCGAUUUUUCUGGGAGCCCUGCGUCCUGGGCUGUGAGAAACUAGUUUCAGGAGUCCAUUGGUGGGUGGUGGAAGUGUCGGGGACCGGAAGCUGGGCUGUGGGGGCCACAGUGGAAACAGUGAGGAGGGGGCGUACACUCCUUAAUCCCGAAGAAGGGACCUGGGCUCUGGGGAAGCCCUACAGUGGCACAUUCUCAGCCCAGGAUGUCUUGGCCUUAACUUUCCCUGAACCAACCCUUCUGAGCCUGAGCAACAACCUCAAGAAGAUCCUCGUAGUCCUGAAUUAUGAAGGGGGCAGUGUGGACUUCUUUGAUGCAGACAAUAACAGAGCUCUCUUUAAGUUCCGAACAGACACCUUUGAUGGGGAAAGCAUCCGACCUUAUUUUCAAGUGAGAGAAUGUGGGCUCAGUCUCAAGUGCUGA
This is a messenger RNA of Varanus komodoensis (Komodo dragon), 1365 nucleotides long. Its product is annotated as zinc finger protein RFP-like. Bases 1 to 1365 code for a protein of 454 amino acids. The record is from RefSeq and is a predicted model, not a curated record. The transcript is spliced from 7 exons. Gene Ontology annotation, molecular function: protein binding. NCBI's taxonomy places the organism in Eukaryota, Metazoa, Chordata, Lepidosauria, Squamata, Varanidae.